Molecule: messenger RNA, 953 nt
Organism: Pyricularia oryzae 70-15
Lineage: Eukaryota; Fungi; Ascomycota; Sordariomycetes; Magnaporthales; Pyriculariaceae
Exons: 2
Coding region: 156-899 (247 amino acids)
Source: RefSeq, a predicted model, not a curated record
AAGCGAUUCCUCUUACCUAUUUACAAGCUAGCCACCUCACUUUUUUUUUUUUUUGCAACCUCAUUGUAUUGCUUGAUUCCACACACUCGAUCUUUUGAACUUUAAUUUUCUCUACUCUUCUCUUUCUGUUGCUUAUUUCUCCCAAAUUAUACACAAUGCGCGCACCCACAGCAUUCCUUGCCAUCGGCCUCCUGGUCACCGCCGCCGCCGCCGCACCCUCGAGGAACAUAUACGCGCGCGAUCAGGCAAAGGACCAGGCAAAUGAUCAGCCCACAUAUGAGCGCAUCGCGGCUGUGCCUGCGCUCUUGGAGAUUGCCCCCGACUCCGGCUCUUGCGCUCCCGAGCUAACCGGGUGUGCGACCGCCGAGCAGGUCGCCCCCCUGCUCGCUGAGGCCCUGAGGGAUUACAACUUCCACGAGAGCCCUUGGGAGAUGGCAGCCGUAAUCUCGUUGACGGUCCACGAGAGUGCUCAGUUCAAGUACAGAGCUCCGGCCAAUGCCCAGCACGCCGAGGAGUUCCCCCUCAAGGGUACCUCCAACAUGCAAAGCGCAGAUUUCAACUAUAAAUUCGCCAAGUCUUUGCCCGCCAUCGCCAAGGAGGUCAACGACAUCGUCAAGGACGCCCCCAGCGGCGCCAGCCUCACCAAGGACCAGAUGAAGAGUCUCCUCAAGGUCCUGCAAAGGGACGAGACCAACUUCGCCUCGGGAGCCUGGUUCCUCCGCAACCAGUGCUCCGAGACAAUCCGCAACGGCAUCAAGACCGGCACCCGCAAGGGCUGGGUCGACUACAUCGGCAACUGCGUCGGCGUCAAGGAGAACGCCCAAGACCCCGAGUGGCAGAAACGGGAGGCUUACUGGAACAAGACCGUCAAGGCUAUGAAGCUGACCAUCAAGACUUGAAAAAAGGGACGUCUCUAGUAGUAUUUUUUUUUUCUUUUUUUUUUUUUUUGCUUU